AUUUUCUGAGGCUCCUCAGCUUCUCAGGAGAAAAUCCUAGGGAAAGGAUUUUCAUAAAAUAUCCCAAUGACAGCACUGCAGGCUGCUCCUGCUGCCAGGGGCUCCAGAAAUGCUGCAGCUUCCUUUUGGGGCCAAAGCCAGGCACCCCAAAACUCGGAGGAGCCCCAGGAGCUGGAGCCCCAAAACCAGGAGGGGCAGAACCCCAGAGAGCCAGAACACCCCAAAACCCAGAGAGCUGGAGCCCAGAGACUCAGAGACCCUAAGAGCCAGAGAGCCAGAGACCUCAAAAACAGAGAGCCUGGGCCUGGAGACCCCAAAACCCAGAGAGCUGGAGCCCACCAGCCCAGGCCAGGGGUCAGGAGCCCCAUCCAGCCCCGUGUGCAGGGAGGGUCCCUCACCCCAGAACGAGCAGUGGCAUGUGGCAGGUGUGACCCUCCCCACCUGUGCCAGCCCGCCAUGGAGCCGUGCCCGGGGCAGCCCCAGGAGGCCCUGCUGACGGUCAACGAGCAGGUUAUUGUCAUGUCCAGCCACGAGACCAUCCGGGUGCUGGAGGUGGGGGUGGAUGGGGACCCCAAAACGGCCGGGGAGGGAGCGGGGGGGUCCCCGGCACAGGGGGGCCCCCCAGGUGUGGAGGACGCUCCCGCCAGCACCCCGAGCUCGUCCGGCGGGGAGGCGGCAGGUAAAGCCAAAGCAGCGUCGCCCGCCCCGGUGGCCUCGAGCCCCGCCCCGAGCCAGCCCGGCGUGACACACCUGGCCGUGCAGGCCGCGCCACAGGUGUUGGCUCAGGAAAGCUUAGCCACAGGUGUGACAGGAGUAAUGGUUCCGGCAGGGACAGUUACUCAACCUCUUCUUAUCCCCAUCAGUAUUGCAGGUCAGGUGACAGGCCAGCAGGCGCUGGCCCUGGUGACAAUUCCCACAGCAACGCUCGCCGCGCUCCCGGGACUGACGCCGGCGGCACCUGCGGGGGCGAUUUUCAAACCGCCCGUAGCCAAUCUCACAGCCGCCGCCGUGCUCAGCCCCGCCGUCCCGGCCGUGCCCGCGGUGCCGGCGCCGCGCCCGCCCCCGGGGCAGCCCCCGCUGCUGCCCCAGCCCCCCCCGGCGCCCACGCCCCCAAAGGAGCCCCCGGUGGCCGCGCAGCCCCAGAUCGCCGGACUGGCCUUUAACCCCGGCAUUCUCACGGCGGCUCUGGGGGCGCAGCCGCAGAUCCUGGGGUCCCUCAGCGCCCCCCCCGUGAUCGCCACCCCCCUGCCCAGCGUGCAGGGGAUCCCGGGGCAGCUCCUGAGCACCGCCCAGGGCCAGGUGAUCGGGACCCUGCCGUGGGUCGUGGCCCCCCCCGGGGUGGCCGCGGCCGCCCCCGCGCCGGCCCCGGCCAGCCUGCAGGUGACAGCGGUGACCCCGCAGCUGCUGCUGAACGCGCAGGGCCAGGUGAUCGCCACGCUGGGCGCCACGUUGGCCACGGGGACAGCCCUGGCCACCGCGCCCCCCGCGCCCGCCCCCGGCAAGAAAAACGGCCCCGCUGAGCAGCCCCCCAUCAAGAGCGAGGUCCAGCCCAUCCAGCCGGCCCCCGCGGGGGUGGGGCCGAGCCCCCCGGCCGUGCCCAAGGUGUCGGUGCCGCCAUCGCCGGGGCCCGGCCCGGGCUCCGAGACCCCGACCGUGAGCCAGCUGGUGGCCAAGCCCCCCGCCCCGCCCAGCGCCGAGGAGGACGGGAUCAACCUGGAGGAAAUCCGGGAAUUCGCCAAGAACUUCAAACUGCGGCGCCUCUCGCUGGGGCUGACCCAGACCCAGGUGGGGCAGGCGCUGACGGCCACCGAGGGCCCCGCCUACAGCCAGUCUGCCAUCUGCAGGUUCGAGAAGCUGGACAUCACGCUGAGUGUCCCCCCUGAGUGUCCCCUCUGUGUCCCCAGGUUCGAGAAGCUGGACAUCACGCCCAAGAGCGCGCAGAAGCUGAAGCCGGUGCUGGAGAAGUGGCUGCGGGAGGCGGAGCAGCGGCAGCGCGAGGGGCAGCAGCACCUGCUGGAGUUCGUGGGCGGCGAGCCGGGCAAGAAGCGCAAGCGCCGCACCUCGUUCACGCCGCAGGCGCUGGAGGCGCUCAACGCGCACUUCGAGCGCAACGCGCUGCCCACGGGCGCGGAGAUCACGCGCAUCGCGCAGGAGCUGCGCUACGAGCGGGAGGUGGUGCGGGUGUGGUUCUGCAACCGCCGCCAGACGCUCAAGAACACCAGCAAGCUGAACGUGUUCCACGUGCCCUGAGGGCCGCGCCCGGCCCGGCUCUGCCCCGCCGACACCGACACCGGGACCGGACCGGACCGGGUACAGCAGCGCCCGGGGCGCCGGGCUGGGAGCGCUGGGAGCGCCCGCGGGUCCGUCCCGGCUCCUGCCACAGCACUUUGGGCACUGCUCUGUCCCUCUGCAGCCUGGUUCUGUCACUGCACCUGUCCCUGUGCCACCUGGUUCUGUCACCGCACCUGUCCCUGUGUCACCUGGUUCUGUCACCACAUCUGUACCUGUGUCAGGUGGUUCCACCACCACACCUGCACCUGUGUCACCUGGUUCUGUCACUGCACCUGUCCCUGUGUCACCUGUUCCACCACCACACCUGUCCCUGUGUCACCUGUUCCAGCACCACACCUGUACCCAUGUCCACCAUGACUGUAUCUGUGUCCAUCCCCACUCUGCCCCCUCAGCAAAUACCAGUGCCCCAAGCUGGGAGCGCCCCCGGCUCCUGCCACAGCACUUUGGGCACUGCUCUGUCCCUCUGCCACCUGGUUCUGUCACCGCACCUGUCCCUGUGUCACCUGUUCCACCACCACAGCUGUCCCUGUGCCACCUGGUUCCAUCACCACACCUGUGCCUGUGUCCACCAUGCCUGUACCCAUGUCCAGCACACCUGUAGCUGUGCCCAGGUCCUUACCUGUGUCCACCAUGCCCAUGCCUGUGUCCAUCACACCUGUACCCAUGUCCACCAUGCCUGUAGCUGCGUCUACCACACCUGUACCUGUGUCCAGCACACCUGUGCUUGUGUUCAUCCCCACUCUGCCCCUCAGAGACUCCCACAUGCCCUAAACUGGGAGCGCUGGGAGCGCCCCUGUGUCCUCGCAGGCUCCUGCCAGCAGCACUUUGGGCACUGUUCUGUCCCUCUGCCACCUGUUCCACCCCCACACCUGUCCCUGUGCCACCUGGUUCUACCACCACACCUUCACCUGUGUCCAACCUUCAAUGUCUUCCACAAGCUCUGAACUGGGAGCACUGGGAACAUCCCAGUUCCCAAUCACAUUUCCCCUCUGACCACCUACCAUCAUUCCUUUGGCCACUGAUUUUGUCCCUUUGGCCACCCCUGUGUCCCUCCAGCCCUGUGCCCGUACCUGUGCCCACCCCCCUGUGCCCUCAGCGCCCUGAACUGGGAGCACUGGGAAUCCCUCUGUGUGUCCCACCAGUCACAGCCCCCUGACCUCCAGCCAUCAGCACUUUGGCCACUGGAUUUGUCCCUUUGGCCAUGGAUUUGUCCUUUUGGCCACAGAUUUUGUCCCUUUGGCCAUGGAUUUGUCCCUUUGGCCACAGAUUUGUCCCUUUGGCCACCGGAUUUGUCCCUUUGGCUAUGGAUUUGUCCCUCUGUCCCGUGCCUGUGCCUGUGCCCACCUGUGCCCACCUGUGCCUGUGUGUCCCCCCCGCUCCCUCCUCUCACACACGACCCCACCUGUGACACAUAUGGUGACAGAUCCCCCCCGAGUGUCACCCACCCACCCACAAUCAGCGAUUUCCAUUUUCCUGGGUUUUGCCCUUUUCCCUGUGUUUCUGAGGCGAUGUUACGGCUCACCGGGGGUGACCCCAAAUUUAUGUCACCCCCACGUUGAGGGUCCCCCGCCUCGUGAGGGGCUUCUGGGGGUGAUCCCCCACCUUGGGGACGUCCCGUGGGUGGAUUUUGGGGACAUCUCCGCCGGGUUUGGGGGGCGUGAACCCCACAGCAGAGGCAGCGCCCCCUCCCCAGCUCCCCCUGCCCUGAGCGAUUGGGGGGGACACGGGGGCGCCCGCUGGGGCCGCGGCAGACUGAUGCACUUGAUGUAGUGGUGUGAAAUAAACAGU
Molecule: messenger RNA, 4080 nt
Organism: Zonotrichia leucophrys gambelii
Lineage: Eukaryota; Metazoa; Chordata; Aves; Passeriformes; Passerellidae
Gene: POU6F1
Product: POU class 6 homeobox 1
Biological process (GO): regulation of transcription by RNA polymerase II
Molecular function (GO): DNA-binding transcription factor activity, RNA polymerase II-specific; RNA polymerase II cis-regulatory region sequence-specific DNA binding
Source: RefSeq, a predicted model, not a curated record